This is a messenger RNA of Daphnia pulicaria, 587 nucleotides long. RefSeq lists its product as uncharacterized. The record is from RefSeq and is a predicted model, not a curated record. Bases 55 to 462 code for a protein of 135 amino acids. The transcript has 3 exons. NCBI's taxonomy places the organism in Eukaryota, Metazoa, Arthropoda, Branchiopoda, Diplostraca, Daphniidae.
UUUAUUUCUUCACAUUUUUAACAUUCUCCGUCCGCCAGACAAAACAUCAGCACCAUGAAACGCGCUACUGUUUUAACUGCCUUUUUUCUAGCCAUCGCGGUCGGAACAGCAAUGAGCAUCCCGGUCGACGACGAGUCCGGACGUGUCCUUCACCGUGUUCGUCGUGGACGCGGUUACCACGGUACCUUGAAUGGUGUCACCGGUGUGGUCGAUGGUUCCACCGUUCACGCGGUCAGUACUGGAGCAAACAGCUUCGUCAACGGAUUCCAAUCCAGCCAAAACUUCUUGUCCUCCGCUGGACGUGGAAACUACGUCGGACAGCAGGGCGGUCUUCAGGCUGCUGCUUGGGCCGGAGGUGGUGCCACAGCUGCCGGUUUUGGUUACAACUCGGCCGCCAGUAGCGGGGCUGGCUAUCCAUCCAAUGUCGCUGGUUACCAAGGAUUCCCUAGCUAUGGUCGUUAAAAAGGAUAAAAUAGGAUAUUGAAUUAACAUUUUGUUGCAACUCUUCCUUCUGUGGUUGAUUGGAUAUUAAACAGUUAUGCAGGCAUACAAAUUUUACUUGAAAUACACAUACGUUAUGCUCUAAA